Messenger RNA from Bacillus rossius redtenbacheri, 10069 nucleotides. RefSeq names its product myosin-VIIa (gene ck). The transcript has 39 exons. The record is from RefSeq and is a predicted model, not a curated record. The coding region runs from base 255 to 6755 and encodes 2166 amino acids. NCBI's taxonomy places the organism in Eukaryota, Metazoa, Arthropoda, Insecta, Phasmatodea, Bacillidae. Gene Ontology annotation, molecular function: ATP binding; protein binding; cytoskeletal motor activity. Gene Ontology annotation, cellular component: myosin complex; cytoskeleton.
GGGCGAUGCUCAACUCUUCGCUGACACGCAAGUUCUAGCCGUCUGCUCCUGUGGUACGGGUUUGGGGUGUUCGGUUGCCGCCAUAGAAUGCAGGUGUCUGGUCUAGUGUGUCAGAACUAAUUUAUACUAUGUGUCUUUUGUAAGUGAACAGUGAACUGUUGGUGCAAACCUUAGACUGAUGGAUUCCGUGGAUACCUGCACAGGGCUUUGAAUAAAUGACCUGGAUGAGUAAGAGCAGGUCCACAUGCUGAGAUAUGGUGAUCGUCACACGGGGAGACUAUAUUUGGAUAGAACCCAUUUCUGGUUACGAGUUUGAUGUUGCGAUCGGAGCAAGAGUAAUCUCAGCAGAAGGGCGAAGAAUCCAAGUCAAAGAUGACGAUGGCAAGGAGCAGUGGCUCACGCCGGAGAGGCGUAUCAAGGCGAUGCACGCCACCUCGGUGCAAGGGGUGGAAGACAUGAUCUCUCUGGGGGACCUCCACGAGGCCGGCAUCUUGCGCAACCUGCUCAUCCGCUACAACGAGAACCUCAUCUACACAUACACUGGUUCCAUCCUGGUGGCUGUGAAUCCUUACCAGAUACUGCCGAUAUACACCGCUGAGCAAAUUAAGUUGUACAAAGACAGGAAGAUAGGAGAGCUACCUCCACACAUAUUUGCUAUUGGGGACAAUAGCUACACGCACAUGAAGCGGUAUGGCCAGGACCAGUGCAUAGUCAUUAGCGGCGAGAGCGGAGCGGGCAAGACGGAGAGCACCAAACUGAUCCUGCAGUACCUGGCGGCCAUCAGCGGCAAGCACUCCUGGAUAGAGCAGCAGAUCCUCGAAGCCAACCCUAUCCUGGAAGCAUUUGGUAAUGCCAAAACCGUCCGUAACGACAACUCUUCGAGAUUCGGUAAAUACAUCGACAUACACUUCAGCCACCAGGGGGUGAUUGAAGGGGCGAAGAUUGAGCAGUAUCUGCUCGAGAAAUCCCGCAUUGUGUCCCAGAACAGCGACGAGCGGAACUACCACGUGUUCUACUGCAUGUUGGCAGGCCUUUCCAACGAAGAAAAGCAGCGUCUGGAGCUCAGAGAUGCUUCCCAUUAUAAAUACCUAACAGGGGGCGGUAGUAUAACAUGUGAAGGCAGAGACGAUGCAGCAGAAUUCGCAGAUAUCAGAUCUGCUAUGAAGGUUUUGCUGUUCUCCGAUCAAGAAAUCUGGGAAAUAUUGAAACUCUUGGCUGCUGUGCUGCAUAUGGGAAACAUCAAGUACAAAGCAGCGGUUAUCGACAAUCUGGAUGCAACAGAAAUCCCGGACCACAGCGACGUGCAGAGGGUAGCCAGUUUGCUGGGGGUCCCUAAGCAACCUCUUAUUGAUGCCCUGACCAGAAAAACUAUAUUUGCUAGUGGAGAGACUGUGGUGUCAACUUUAUCCAGGGAACAGUCUGUCGAUGUGAGGGAUGCAUUUGUGAAGGGAAUAUAUGGCAGGCUGUUUGUGUGGAUUGUUAACAAAAUUAACAACGCCAUCUACAAGCCUAAAGGGAUUACAAGGAGCGCUAUUGGAGUGUUGGACAUCUUUGGCUUUGAAAACUUCUCAAUGAACAGUUUUGAGCAGUUCUGCAUCAACUUCGCUAACGAGAACCUUCAGCAGUUUUUCGUCCAGCACAUAUUCAAGCUGGAGCAGGAGGAGUAUAAUCUGGAAGGAAUAAACUGGCAACACAUUGAGUUUGUGGACAAUCAGGAUGCCCUCGACCUUAUCGCUGCUAAACAGCUGAACAUCAUGGCUCUUAUUGAUGAGGAGUCCAAAUUCCCUAAGGGCACUGACCAGACUAUGUUGGCGAAGCUUCACAAAACCCACGGCACCCACAGGAACUACUUGAAGCCAAAAUCAGACAUUAACACAUCGUUUGGCAUGAACCAUUUCGCAGGAGUUGUCUUCUACGAUACAAGAGGUUUCCUGGAGAAGAACCGCGACACCUUCAGCGCGGACCUACUCCAGCUCAUCCACAUCUCCAACAACCGGUUCCUGCAGACGCUGUUCGCGGACGACAUCGCCAUGGGCUCGGAGACGCGCAAGAGGACGCCCACGCUCUCCACGCAGUUCAAGAAGUCGCUCGACUCCCUCAUGAGGACGCUCAGCAGCUGCCAGCCGUUCUUCAUCCGCUGCAUCAAGCCCAACGAGUACAAGAAGCCCAUGUUGUUUGACAGAGGGUUAUGCUGUCGCCAGUUACGAUAUUCUGGCAUGAUGGAGACAAUUCGAAUAAGAAGAGCAGGGUAUCCAAUCAGGCAUAGCUUUACAGAGUUUGUUGAGCGCUACAGAUUCCUCAUUUCUGGUGUCCCACCAUCUCACAAGACUGACUGUCGGAUGGCGACUGCGAAGAUUUGCCACUCGGUGCUGGGUCUGUCAGAUUACCAACUGGGGCACACCAAGGUGUUUUUGAAAGAUGCGCACGAUCUGUUCUUGGAGCAGGAGAGGGACAGGGUGCUCACAAGGAAGAUCCUCAUACUGCAACGCUCCAUCCGAGGAUGGGUGUACAGAAGGAGAUUCGUCCGAAUGAAGGCAGCUGCAAUAACAAUCCAGAAAUACUGGAAGGGCUACGCCCAACGGAAGCGGUAUCAGAAGAUGAGGGUGGGAUACAUGCGUCUUCAGGCGCUCAUUAGAGCUCGGGUCCUGUCGCACCGCUUCAGGCAUCUCCGAGGCCACAUUGUGGGACUUCAGGCUCGUUCUCGUGGUUACCUUGUGCGUAGAAUGUACAGACAAAAAAUGUGGGCAAUUGUCAAGAUUCAGACCCACGUACGGCGCAUGAUUGCUCAGAGACGUUACAAGAAGAUCAAGUAUGAUUACCGGCACCACAUCGAAGCAUUGCGACUGAGAAAGAAAGAAGAAAAAGAGUUGAAAGAUGCUGGAAACAAACGUGCCAAAGAAAUUGCAGAACAUAAUUACAGGGAGCGCAUGCUGGAGCUGGAGCGCAAGGAGAUAGAGCUGGAGCUGGAGGAGCGGCGGCGCAUGGAGAUCAAGAAGAACCUCAUCAACGACGCGGCCAAGAAGCAGGACGAGCCCGUGGACGACAGCAAGCUGGUGGAGGCCAUGUUCGACUUCCUGCCCGACUCGAGCAGCGAGGCCCCGGCCGCGGCCAGGGAGACCUCGGUGUUCAUGGAUCUGCCAGUUUCUAAAGACCAGCAUGAAAUCAUCAGUCCGAUGAUGCUAGCGCCCGAGGAUGAAGAAGAUUUGUCCGAGUUCAAGUUCCAGAAGUUUGCUGCCACAUACUUCCAGGGCAACAUCACCCACCAGUAUUCCAGGAAGCCUCUGAAACAUCCGUUACUGCCACUACACACACAAGGAGACCAGCUGGCGGCGCAAGCUCUGUGGAUCACGAUCCUGAGGUUCACGGGAGAUCUGCCGGAACCCCGCUACCACACCAUGGACAGAGACAACACCUCAGUCAUGUCCAAGGUCACGGCAACUUUGGGCAGGAACUUCAUUCGCAGCAAGGAGUUCCAAGAAGCGCAGAUGAUGGGCAUGGAUCCGGAAACGUUCCUGAAGCAGAAGCCUCGGUCCAUCAGACACAAGCUGGUGUCGCUCACGCUCAAGCGCAAGAACAAGCUCGGGGAGGACGUCCGACGCAGGCUGCAAGACGACGAGUACACGGCAGACAGCUACCAGACCUGGCUGGAGAGUCGGCCCACGUCAAACCUGGAGAAACUGCACUUCAUCAUCGGGCAUGGGAUCCUGAGAGCUGAGCUCAGGGAUGAAAUCUACUGCCAGAUCUGUAAGCAGCUGACAAACAAUCCUUCCAAAUCCUCACACGCCAGGGGCUGGAUUUUGUUGUCAUUGUGUGUGGGGUGUUUUGCGCCCUCUGAGAAGUUUGUCAACUACCUACGGGCGUUCAUCCGCGAGGGCCCGCCUGGCUACGCACCGUACUGUGAAGAAAGACUGAAGAGGACAUUCAAUAAUGGCACUCGCAACCAGCCCCCUAGCUGGCUCGAACUUCAGGCAACUAAGUCCAAGAAACCCAUCAUGUUGCCUAUCACGUUCAUGGAUGGCAACACGAAGACUCUGCUGGCAGACUCGGCCACCACAGCUCGGGAACUGUGCAAUCAGUUGUCAGAUAAGAUCAGCCUCAAGGACCAGUUCGGUUUCUCUCUGUACAUAGCACUUUUCGAUAAGGUGUCGUCCCUUGGCAGUGGAGGGGACCACGUGAUGGAUGCCAUAUCCCAGUGCGAGCAGUACGCCAAAGAGCAGGGUGCUCAGGAGAGAAACGCACCGUGGCGGUUGUUCUUCCGGAAGGAGAUAUUCGCGCCGUGGCAUGACCCCACAGAGGACCAAGUGGCCAGCAACCUCAUCUACCAGCAAGUGGUCCGAGGGGUUAAGUUCGGAGAGUACAGGUGUGACAAGGAAGAAGACCUGGCAAUGAUUGCCGCCCAGCAGUAUUACAUCGAGUAUGGGUCAGAUUUAGGAUUAGAACGCCUUUUCAACCUCAUGCCCAGUUACAUUCCCGACUACUGCCUCGCGACUUCAGAGAAAGCCCUGGAGCGCUGGGGGCAGCUUGUUGUCCAAGCUUACAAGAAGAGCUAUUAUUUAAAAGAGAAAAUUCCAGCCUUGAAAGUAAAAGAAGACGUUGUGAGUUACGCCAAAUUCAAGUGGCCGCUUCUGUUUUCUAGAUUCUAUGAAGCUUACAGGAACUCAGGGCCUAACCUUCCAAAGAAUGACGUCAUCAUUGCUGUUAAUUGGACUGGAGUGUACGUGGUGGAUGACCAAGAGCAAGUUCUGCUUGAACUGUCCUUUCCUGAAAUCACCACUGUUUCCAGCCACAAAACAAAUAAAGUUUUCUCCCAGACAUUCACACUUUCCACAGUUCGAGGUGAGGAGUUCACGUUCCAGAGUCCAAAUGCUGAAGACAUCCGUGAUCUGGUUGUAUACUUUCUUGAAGGUUUGAAGAAGCGAUCAAAAUUUGUCAUUGCUUUGCAAGACUACAAAGCACCAGGUGAGGGAUCGUCAUUCCUGACAUUCCAGAAGGGCGACCUUAUAGUGCUGGAAGACGACAGCACGGGUGAAACCGUAAUGAACUCUGGCUGGUGCGUUGGACGUUGUGAAAGAACCGGAGAGAAGGGAGACUUUCCAGCAGAAACUGUGUACGUUUUGCCAGCGUGUAGCAAGCCGCCACAAGACAUUCUGGCGUUAUUCAGUUUGGAAGGAGCGGAACAUGGACGCAAACUCUAUAACCAGCAAGUAAAUGGAACUGAUACCAGGGAAAAGCCUCAUAAUCUUGCAGAGUAUGCUGUUGAUCACUUCAGGCCUCCCCCGAAGCGCACCAUGUCGAAGGCGUUGACUUUGACGUCAGUGCGUCGCGGCGGGCCGGAGGACCUCUGGAGACACGGCAGGGAACCGCUGAAGCAGCCAUUACUGAAGAAGCUGCUGAGCAAAGAAGAGCUGGCAGAAGAAGCGUGCUUUGCUUUCACGGCAAUGCUGAAGUACAUGGGAGAUCUCCCUACCAAGCGGCCGCGCAUCGGCAACGAGUACACCGACCAGAUCUUUGAUGGGCCUCUGAAGCAUGAAAUACUCCGGGAUGAGAUCUACUGUCAGAUCAUGAAGCAGCUGACAGACAACAGGAACAGACUGAGUGAGGAGAGAGGUUGGGAGCUGAUGUGGCUUGCCACUGGAUUGUUUGUUUGUAGUCAAAACCUGCUCAAGGAGCUAACAUCGUUUCUACGGACUCGCCGCCAUCCCAUAUCCCAAGAUUCCCUGCAGCGGUUACAAAAAACACUGCGCAACGGCCAGAGGAAGUACCCUCCGCACCAAGUCGAAGUGGAGGCCAUUCAGCACAAGACCACUCAGAUAUUCCACAAGGUGUACUUCCCCGAUGACACCGAUGAAGCCUUCGAAGUGGACUCCUCCACGAGAGCCAAGGACUUCUGCCAGAACAUUUCCCAGAGACUGAAUCUUCGUUCCAGCGAAGGUUUCAGCUUGUUUGUGAAAAUUGCUGACAAGGUGAUAUCCGUGCCUGAGGGCGACUUCUUUUUUGACUUUGUCAGACAUCUGACUGACUGGAUAAAGAAGGCACGUCCUUCGAGAGAUGGAACUUCACCCCAGUUUACAUAUCAAGUGUUUUUCAUGAAGAAACUGUGGACGAACACCGUCCCAGGCAAGGACAGGAACGCAGAUCUGAUAUUUCACUUCCACCAGGAGCUGCCGAAACUGUUGAGAGGGUACCAUAAAUGUACCAAAGAAGAAGCAUCUCGGUUAGCAGCGUUAGUGUAUAGAGUCAGGUUCGGUGAGAGCAAACAAGAAUUACAAGCCAUCCCGCAAAUGCUUCGAGAAUUGAUACCUUCAGAUCUUAUGAAAAUUCAAAAUGCAAAUGAUUGGAAGAGGUCCAUUGUUGCAUCAUACAAUCAAGAUGCAGGAAUGAGCCCUGAGGAAGCUAAAAUAACAUUCCUUAAGAUAAUUUACCGCUGGCCAACUUUUGGGUCUGCAUUCUUUGAAGUAAAACAGACAACUGAGCCAAACUAUCCAGAAAUGUUGCUGAUAGCCAUCAACAAACAUGGUGUUAGCCUUAUACACCCACAAACCAAGGACAUCCUCGUUACGCACCCUUUCACCCGCAUUUCCAAUUGGUCAUCUGGCAACACUUACUUCCACAUGACCAUCGGCAACUUGGUUCGCGGGUCCAAGCUCCUGUGCGAAACGUCGUUGGGUUACAAGAUGGAUGAUCUACUCACGUCGUACAUCUCACUCAUGCUCACCAACAUGAACAAACAGAGAGGAACCUUGCGAAUAAAAUGAAAUUGAAGGCAACCUUCUAGAAUUGACUCAUCAGUUUUAAAAUGUUGAUUUAGAGAAUCUCUCGCACUAGAGUGCAGGCUAGGGCUGGGCUGAUACUUGUAUUAGUUUCAAAAAUUUGACUGAAGCUACAUUAGAGAUCCUGCUUGGAAUUAUUUCCUUAGGGGGAAAAAUGUUUUGUUGUAAAUUGAGGAAAGUUUGUACCAAAUGAGAAUUUAAAUGAGACCAUGUAGUGACUGGUACAGACUGCAUAUAAGUUAUAAAAUUGAGGUUAUAAAAAUUGUUAUUAUAUUAUAAGUGCUAGGAGUACCUAUUUAUUAUGGGCAGUAUAACUUUGUGGUUACUAUAUCCUUGAACAUAUUCAGGUCACAUUUAAUAAUGCAUCUCUAUAAUGUAUCAAUUAAUGGAAGUGAUGCUAUUAAGACAUAAAGCAGUUUUAUAUAAUUUAUAAAUCUGUGCCAUGUUGACACAAACUGUUUGUCAAUAGGUAACAGGACAGACUUUUUUUUUUUCCUUUGUAAAGCAAAUAAUAAUUUGCAUGGUAUAGUGACUAAUAAUUAAUACAGUAUUUAAGUUACCCAAAAUCUUGUUUGUUUUGCUUAAAUGCUUAUUACUAAUGCAGUGUGUUGCAUACAUAUACAUCUACACACACAUAAUAUUACAUUAAGACAAGGAGCAGGUAUCAAAAACUUUGAAUGACAGAAGGCAUCAGCCCAGCAUUAGCAAAAUAUUUGUAAGUACAUAAGUACUGUGUGACUGAAUUUUGGUAAGUCAUCCACACUUUCUCUAGUAGUUAUAGUUAUUUAUGAUUUUAAUUAUAACUCAAGAUGAGUAUGUCAUGUCUAAUUCAGGGUUCCCAAACCUGCACUAGAAAUUCCAUAAAAGUAUUUUUACCUUUCUCUGAACCUAAUUAUCUGGUGUGAGUAAAAAAAUACAGUAUUAACUAUAAUUCUUUAAAUGAUUCAUGCAGUGGGGAAUUUCAAUUUAAUGCAGUUUUUUGGAAAUACACCAUUGUAGUUUUGCACUGUUUGUCAUGGAAAAAUUCUGAAGAAAAAAUAUGAAGAUUAAAAAAAAUCGCAGAAAACAAGACUCAAUUCAACUGAUUCAAUCUUAUUUUCUUUAAAAAAAAUUAUCUUUUUUUCCCCCCCCAGAAUUUUUCCAAGGCAAACAGUGCAAAACUGCAAUGGUGUAUGUCCAAAAUACUGCAUUAAAUUAACUAUUGUGUGUGUUGUUAAUUGACUUAUAUUUUCAAACAUCCUGCUGGAUGCUUUAUAUUGUUCGUGUAAUUAUUGUUCAAACAAAGCAAUACUGGCAUUAAAUCACUAAAGAAAAUGAGCCAAUAAAAAUACAAACAAAUAUUUUAAUCCAUAAAUUAUGCUAAGUGGGAAACUGGCACAAGUACUUCAUUUUACACUGUCUGUAGAAAUUAAUUUAUAAUUGUCAAUGUAAGUGUUUUGGAGAAGCUGCAAUGUCGUGUAGAAUAAAAAAAGUGAGAAAGUCUUUCAGUACUCCCGAGUGAUGUGUAAACAUCUAACAUUCGGUAAUAAGCAAAUUCAUGUGUUGCAAUUAAACUUACAAUAUGUGUUACUUGCCUUAUUGUGUUUCUGGCAUAUUUUAUAACCCCAGCCUUAUAAAAACCACAUGGCAAAGCAUUGCGCUGUUCAAAUCCGAGCGUGAUAAAUAUUCGCUUUUUAAGUACGUACUUUCUCCACCCACCACCUGAAUCAUAACGAUGAUUUCCACCAUCACUGUAGAUGGCAGCACAAACAGCACAAAACAGAAGGAAAUUUUAAACAAUUAUAAACAGCUCUGAUAAAAGUGAAAAAAAAAAAACCUUGAAUACUAAACCUGGCUUUGAACCUGAUUUUCUACAAGGAAUUAUAUUAAAAUACUGCCCAUCUUGUUAAAAUUUGCUAAAAAAAAUUAAUACGCUAAAGUUUCUCCACACGUAAGAUGACUUUAAAUUAUAAUAAAGUAUUAAAUGAUAGUUGUAUUAUUAUAAAGUUUUAUUUUUUAAUACCUUUGUGAAUUCAUGGACAUUUAUUUUCUAAUAAACAUAAUUAAUUUAAUUUUACGUAAGGAUAUGGCCUGCCUGGUAUGAAAUAUCAAUCUAAUGGACUGAGCUAUGUAUUUAAUAAUAUUAUAGCACUAAGAUAAAUAAAUUUGAUGUAUUCAACUCUUAAUGUAUAUUUGUUUAAAGUACAAUUUGUAUAAUCCAAUCUAAUUAAAAAAUAAGUAAAAAAAAAGUUUUCCCAAUGACGAGGUUUGAACACGUCAAAAGUUACACAUUGAAUUUAUCAACCGUGUAUUAUACCACUGAGCUAUUGAGACAUUUUGGUUAGGGAAGGAGACUAUGUUUUAUCAACGGUGUAAUAUCAAUUUUAUUACAUUUUUUUAAAACUUGGGAUUACUUAUUUCUAUGACUAUUUUAGUUUACUAAAUAUAUUUCAGGGUAGUUCCACUAUCAUAAGUUUUAUUUGGCACACCAAUAUAUUUGGCAUGAACCCUAAUAUUUAUGAAAGUGACUAUAUACGCAUUUAUGUUGCUACACAUGGGUCCGCCAUCUUAGUGUCACAUUUCCGUUCAUUGACGUCCGUUUCAUUUUCACGAAUUUACUCCUACCAAAUGCCGUAUUCCGAGAGCUAAGAUGUUUACACAUAAAGAAAGGCAUCUUGUUGCCUAUCCUGACUUAUUAACAGUAAAAUCAAAAGUUGUGAAUUAAAAUAAUUUCUUUUAGAUCAUAAUUCUGAUGCAACAACAUUCCUCUCAUAUCUUCCUACGGCAAUAAAGACUUAUAGAUAUCAAACGUUUUAAUAUUGAUGUAUUAAAUCAAAUACUUAAUUGGGUUGCAAUAAGGACUUUUGUAGAUGAAGCUAAAUAUUUUUAUGUUUUGCUUAGAAGUAUAACGUACGUUAUAAGAAUUGUACUAUUUCUAGGAACAGAAAAAAAUAAUAAUUUGUGUUUGCUGUUAAGAUAGUCUUGUGUAUGAACCAACAGUGGUGGUUCACAACUUAAAUUUGACUCAGUGCAAUUACAUUUCACUUUUUGUGAAAGAUCUGUUGAAACAAUGAUGUUUAAAAAUAUAUCUGUUUAUUUAUUAUAGUUACUAAAUGAACACUUUGUACAUAAUUCUCAAGUGAUUAACAUAGAUCUGUAAUGUUGAAUUGUGCAAUAUAUUGUGUAUAUACUGUAUGUUAUUGUCAUAUGAAUUGUUUAGUGUUUAAUGAAUAAUCAAGAAUUGUUACUUUUACUUCAAGAAACAAAGCAACUAUAAUUGUUUUAAUACUUUACUGUAAAUAAUAAUGCUUUUAUAAAAA